AUGCCGCUCACACAGCCCCUGCGGUGUAGGCUUCGUCCUUCCCUCCACUCUCGAAUCAACAUCCGUGGCUCGGACCAACGCCGGGUACUUACUUCUUUGCCUGCGCUCUUCAAUUCUUUCAAAUAUUUCCCCUAUCAAUCUCGACGACCUCAACCUCGUGCCUCCGCAACAUCAAUCCCCAUGACGCAAUCCAGAAGCCACGGCCAUAGCCACGGCCACCACCAUCAUCAUCACGACAAUGUAUACCUGACUUCCACGAACAAAAACGACGCCGGUGUGCGCAUUACUCGGAUUGGCCUGGUUGCCAACCUGGCAAUGGCCAUUAGCAAAUUCAUUGGAGGCUAUGUCUUUCACUCCCAAGCUUUGAUCGCCGACGCCUACCACGCCCUUACCGACUUGGUCUCCGAUUUCUUAACUUUGGGAACGGUCGCAUGGUCCCUUAAACCCCCGAGUGAGCGAUUUCCCCAUGGUUACGGAAAGGUAGAGAGCAUCGGUGCCUUGGGCGUGAGUGGACUGUUACUAUGCGGUGGUAUGUUUAUGGGUCUCAAUGCAGGACAGGUCCUGCUCGCCCAUUGCUACCCCGACUUGGCGGAAACGCUCGCCCACAUUGGGAUAUUUGGACAUGGACACGGACAUUCACACAGCCAUGGUAUUGAUGUGAUGGGACCUAGUAUUCAUGCAGCCUGGAUAGCCGGCGGGUCAAUUGUCGUGAAGGAAUGGCUCUACCGCGCAACCAUGAAAGUAGCCGAGGAGCGCAAGUCGUCCGUGCUCGCAUCCAACGCCGUCCACCACCGAAUUGAUUCUCUCACCAGUAUUGUCGCCCUGGCCACGAUUGGCGGAAGUUAUGUUUUCCAAGAUGCCACCUGGCUGGAUCCGGUUGGUGGUCUUUUAAUCUCCUUGAUGGUGAUCAAGGCCGGCUGGGGCAACACCAUUACCGCUCUGUUGGAACUGGCUGAUACCACGGUGGACGACGAAAUUAAGACAUCUGUGCAAACCGCCGCCUCGAAGGCACUGAAGGAUAUUGAAGACGGAGAGCAGGUGAUCAUCCGCGACGUCCAGGGUAUGAAGUCUGGACAGAACUACCUGAUGGAUAUUGAACUUGCCGUCCCCGGAGCUUGGGCUAUCACUCGCUCCCGAGUGGUGGAAGAGGCUGUCCGCCAAACCAUCGGAGCUGGAGUUCGUGGGGUGAAACGUGUUAGAGUUCGCUUUAUUCCCGUGGAAGAGCAGGAGCUAACAUUCUCUGAGGAGUUUGUCUCCCAGGAUUCUGGGGCAAACCCAGAGCUUGAUGAUAGCCAUGCCCACGCCUCUGGAUCCUCUCACGAGGACCACGCUCACAAGAGGCAUUAA
Molecule: messenger RNA, 1347 nt
Organism: Penicillium odoratum
Lineage: Eukaryota; Fungi; Ascomycota; Eurotiomycetes; Eurotiales; Aspergillaceae
Product: cation diffusion facilitator family transporter
Exons: 2
Coding region: 1-1347 (448 amino acids)
Biological process (GO): monoatomic cation transport; transmembrane transport
Cellular component (GO): membrane
Molecular function (GO): monoatomic cation transmembrane transporter activity
Source: RefSeq, a predicted model, not a curated record